CAUUUGGUGUUGAAAUUGUCAACUACAUGACUGAACCAAACAUUUUGAUUCAUUGAAGAUCCAAUCAAGCGAAUCGUAUUAUGCAUCACUAGACUUUUUGUUUAGAUUCGUUUUGUGGGUUUGUUGAUUUGAAAGUUGGUAAUUUAACUAAUUGUUGGAUUUGGGUGUGCCGUAAAUGUGAAACAGCAAGUAUCUCAAGAAAACUUGUCUAUUACAUCUUUUGUGUUCAGUUAAUUCUAAUAGAAAACACCAAAAUGCCCCUUCUCGAUUCUUGCUGGUCCCCGUGUAUCUGGACAAACAAUCUGAAGAGUGGUUGUUUUGCUAUAGCAUAUUAUACUGCUAUGAUGAGUGCUGUUUUAAUUACAUUUAUUAUAUUUGAUAUGACCGGUGGAGAUUCUACUCAACUAUAUAAUCCACUUUUCGAAGCCGACAUACGAUUGUCAAUGCAGGCCAUUGGAGGAUUACUCAUUGUAUACUUCUUACAAAUGAUUGGAUCAUCAUUAUUACUAUGUAUGGGCAUAAAUAAAUUAAUAAGAGGUCUUAUGGUACCGUGGAUGGUCAGCUUUGGAGUAGCAAUAUUGUUCCAGCUUAUUUUUGGCCUUUGGCUUUUAGGAGGCUAUUACAUUUAUCUUGAUGCAGUUUUGUAUACGCUGGUAAUUUGGUCCUGGAUGGCAUAUAAUGUUUAUUGCUGGUUGGUGGUGCAUUCCCAGUACAAGAUUAUUGAAGAGAUGCAGUCUCCUAACAUUGAAUUGUUAUGGCCAUAAUUGACUAUUGGUUAGAUAGUCUGGAUUAUCUACAUAUCACAAUUUGAAUGUUAAUUUAUAUGAAACAUUCAUAUUUUAUCAAAUUGGGAGACUUAUUACAUCAGAUUAAGUUUCCUGUGCUACCUUAUAUUCACAUGAUUUGAUACAAUUUGUAUGUAUUCAUCAAUGUGAGAGAUCACAAAAUUGUGUUAUAUGAAUAUAAAGACUUGAAUUAUCCGUCCAUACAAUGUAAUUAUAAUGUUAAAUUGACAUUGAAAUAACACCUGUAUAUGUAUUUUUAUAUAUUUUGUAAAUUCGAUGUUGUCUUUUAUUCCUAGUUAGUAACAGAUGGGUAAUCUGGAUGAAAACUCGAUUUUUACAUAAAAUGGGCGUGAAAACAGAAAAAUUGCAUUGCAAAGGCAUAUAAUUAUUGUAAAACUUACUCAGAAAUUAAAAAAUCCCCGAGAUUCUGUAC
Messenger RNA from Acanthoscelides obtectus, 1218 nucleotides. NCBI's taxonomy places the organism in Eukaryota, Metazoa, Arthropoda, Insecta, Coleoptera, Chrysomelidae. The record is from the annotation of a GenBank genome assembly.